AUGCCCAGCAAACAGGAAUUACUCGAAGAAGUUGCCAGACUUCGAGCCGAAAAUGACUUACUAAAGAAGAAAUGUAAUAAAAUCUCGACUCUUCCUUUGAACAGAGAGGAGUAUAGAAGAUAUGGUAGACAGAUGCAGGUUCCUGAAUUUGGUGGUCUAAAUGCACAAGUUAAGCUGAAAAACUCAAAACUACUAGUCAUAGGAGCCGGCGGGUUGGGUUGUCCUGCUCUUUUAUAUUUGGCGGCAGCAGGCAUAGGACAAAUCGGUAUAGUGGAUCAUGACACUGUAGAUAUCACAAACUUGCAUAGACAAGUUAUCCAUGAUACGAAUACGGUUGGUAUGUUUAAAGCUGAGUCUGCACAAAUAAAGAUUCAGGCUUUGAAUCCGAACGUUAAAGUCGUCACUUAUUGUGAAGCUUUAACUAAUACUAACUGUUUCGAUAUUGUCGAAUCUUAUGAUAUAGUGCUUGAUUGUACUGAUAAUCCCGCUAGCAGGUAUCUAAUCAACGAUACAUGUGUUCUCCUCGGUAAAACAAUCGUUUCUGGCUCUGGUUUAAAAACAGAAGGACAACUCAGCAUUUUGAAUUUCCAUAAUAAGGGUCCUUGCUAUCGUUGUUUUUACCCUAAACCACCUCCACCCAAUUCGGUUACGUCAUGCUCUGAUGGAGGAGUCAUUGGACCCUGCAUUGGAUUAUUGGGUGUGAUGAUGGCCAUAGAAGCACUUAAAUGUCUCACAGAGUUCUAUACGGAUGAGAACUUUCGACCAUUUCUUGCUCUGUAUUCCGGCUACUCCCCUCAGCAGAAGCUUCGUACUUUCAAGAUGAGGGGACGAUCACCAACAUGUGAAGUUUGCAAGGCAGACUGCAGAAAGGUUACCAGAAAGCUUAUAGAGUCUGGAAAGAUUGAUUAUGAGAAUUGGUGCGGCUCUUUAAACUAUGAGGUGUUGGAUUCAAACACUGAAAGAAUCAGUGCCAAGCAACUUGCUCAGAUUGAUUUUGGCGUGCCGACAAUCAACCCUUUAAUUGAUGUCAGGCCAGAAGAGCAAUAUGAUAUUGCUCAUUUGGAUCAUUCUAUCAAUAUUCCUUAUGCUCAACUAUCACAAACUGACUUUCUUCCGGAAUCGAUCGACCCCACUAAGCCCACAUAUGUGAUCUGCAGAUUUGGUCGAGAUAGUCAACUCAGUACUAAAGCCCUUCAGAAUCGCCUCGCUAACGUUAAAGAUGUUAUUGGAGGUCUUGAUGCGUGGCAGAGAGAGGUUGAUUCCGAUUUCCCAGUUUAUUGGUGA
Molecule: messenger RNA, 1284 nt
Organism: Brettanomyces nanus
Lineage: Eukaryota; Fungi; Ascomycota; Pichiomycetes; Pichiales; Pichiaceae
Exons: 1
Coding region: 1-1284 (427 amino acids)
Biological process (GO): protein urmylation; tRNA wobble position uridine thiolation
Cellular component (GO): cytoplasm; cytosol
Molecular function (GO): URM1 activating enzyme activity; thiosulfate-cyanide sulfurtransferase activity; adenylyltransferase activity
Source: RefSeq, a predicted model, not a curated record